CCAAGGUUCAUUGCAUCCAUAAGUAGCUUGUUAGACUUUUCGACGCUCUGUGAAUCGGUUCUUCCAGACUGUAAUCAGCAGCGCCGAGGCUUCUGCUGUUUCUGCUAAAAUGACUUUCAGCCACUUGUUAACCAGAGCUGUUCACAUUAACAGGGCUGGAUCCAGAUCAGCCUUUACGAGCUCCAAAUCGGACACAGUCAACCCCAACUGGCUGCGAGUGGGUCUUGCAUUUGGAACAUCAGCUUUUCUUUGGGGCCUGCUUUUCAAACAGCACAGCACAGAUGUACACGAGUACAAAGUGAGAAAUGGCCUUCAGUGAUCUAAACAGAUCACAGGAGGCAUUUGGAUCCUCUUUGUUGGACACACCUGGUUCUGUUCUGUGUAUAUCUCUGCCUGAACUCUGUAAAAUAAAAUAAAUAGAUGUCAUAUGUAA
Molecule: messenger RNA, 433 nt
Organism: Girardinichthys multiradiatus
Lineage: Eukaryota; Metazoa; Chordata; Actinopteri; Cyprinodontiformes; Goodeidae
Gene: ndufc1
Product: NADH:ubiquinone oxidoreductase subunit C1
Exons: 4
Coding region: 110-319 (69 amino acids)
Cellular component (GO): mitochondrion
Source: RefSeq, a predicted model, not a curated record